Molecule: messenger RNA, 1017 nt
Organism: Plasmodium malariae
Lineage: Eukaryota; Apicomplexa; Aconoidasida; Haemosporida; Plasmodiidae
Product: conserved Plasmodium protein, unknown function
Exons: 1
Coding region: 1-1017 (338 amino acids)
Source: RefSeq, a predicted model, not a curated record
AUGAAAUUGAAGUUUCUAGUAAGUGAUGGCAUUUUAAAAAGAGAAAAAAAAAAAAAAAUGUGUAAUUUUAUGGUGCUAUGUAAUAAUUUAUGCUUGUUAAAAAAUUACAAUGGAUGUAAUAAGAAGAUAUUUUCUGAUAAAGAAAAAUGGAAUAACAUGUUAAGUUUUAAAAAAGGUUAUAAAAAUUGUUCUGACAGUAGCUUCAUCGGAAACAACAUAUAUGUUGACAACUCAAAAAGAAAGAAUUUACAUAAUAGAAAGGCAAAUUUUAUUAAUUUCGCAGGUAUUAGUAAGAGGAACAGAAGUGAACAAGGAAAAGGAAGAUCAUCAUUUUUAGUAAAUGACAAUUUAUUUUAUAGUCAUAUAAUUUAUAAAUUGGUUCAAAAAAAAAAUAAAAAGGAUCAGAAUUAUAUUUCUAACGAUUUCUUCUACCACUUAAAUAAAUUUCACCUACAUUUUGUGAACAAUUAUUUUAAUGAAUUUUACUUAAGAUUUACCAAGACAUCCAAAAUAUUUUUCGUUGUGUUAUUUAGCUUGUCCAUAUUCUUAACAUGUUUUUUAAUAACAUCUUCCAAUUAUUUAGAAUAUAACAUAAUACUCAAGUAUCAUAUAAAGUUUCUUUCUUUGCUUUUUUCCUUUUUUUCAUCAUAUUACUUAGGAUUACAAGUUACCAAUUACUAUUUUACGAAUAACGCUUAUUAUUUGUAUACUUUUUAUUUUUUGGUUAGUUCAAUUUUUUCCAUUUUUAUGGCGGAUUAUGAUAUAUGGGCAUCCUAUUACUUUCUUAAUUUAAAUUUUUUAUUUUUUCUAGCUAUUAAUUAUUAUAAUAUGUUUUUAAAUAGGUUGCCAAGUUAUUUAUUUAAAAAUGUGAACAGAGUAAUUUACUUUUCCCUUUUGUCAAGUUAUUUAGCAGUAAACAAAGGAAAAUAUAUUGAAAACAAUAUUGAAAUAUUACGAGAUGAAAAUGUGGAUAUAAGUUUUUUCAAAUUGUUUAAAAUAAUUCCGUACAUCUUUUAA